GCGAGUUACGUAUAAUCAUACUACCCCUGAUAAAAUUGAUAAGUUCUUGGAAACAAUUAGCCAAUAAAACGUGUACAAUUAUUGCACUGUAAGCAUAAGUGAAUUUGACAUUCUUUAGUUUGACUUUAUUUUAUUUUUCCAGUUAAAACUGUCUGGAGCUGAGUAUACAAUUAUUUACAAAAUGUAUUCGCAAAGGCAAAAAGUCUUCGACAAACGAAGAAGAAUGGAGGAACAAGCUCACAUCGCAUCCGUAAAUGUGGCAGAAGAACUAGCCAGAAAGGAUCAACAAUUGGAACGGUUACGCCAAGCAUAUCUAGAAUUGCAACAGCAAACACAAGAACUACAACAACAACAGCGUAACCCGGUGUUAUAUGAUACACAAUCAAAUAAUGCAAAAGACAACAUUUUAAAAACGAUAAAUCAUCUACCCAUUUUCACCGGCACCGGAGAAGUAACGGUGAACAGCUUUUUUAGUAGCACUGAAUACUUGCUGUCAACUAUACAAGAUGAAAAUAUUAAGAAGGAGGCCAUAAGAACAAUAUUCUAUAAAAUAAUCCAGGGACAAGCUAAAGACGUCAUAAUAAACAUACCCACACCGGACAACUGGCAACUAAUCAAAGAGACUUUAAAACUAAGGUAUAGACCGAACGUGGAACCACACAAUAUAUAUAGGAUGAUAGCCAACUUAAAAGUAAAUUCGGUAAGUGAAUUAAUAAUAGAGUUGCAGAAUCUAAAAUAUAAGGCAGAUGAGUUAAUAGUUUAUUACCGAAAUGACCACUAUAUUGACUUAUCAAACGUGGACAGUCUUUUAGUAAAUACAGUUAAGGAAAUGACACAAGGUACACUGUUAGACAAAAUUUACGAAGAAAGAAACAUUAAUGAUAUAUUAAAAAUAUUGACAAGAAGGAGAUUUGAAGACACAUGCAUUAGGCCAGAAUAUAGGAAGUUUAGGACUAAAGACGACGUAACAUUUAGACAAAAUCGGUCGCAAAAUAGGAAUAAUUUUAAUCCGCAGAUUAACAGUAAUAACCAGGGAUAUAAUCAACGGAAUUGGUUAGGACAAAAUAAUUUUAGGUCGGAUAUUAGACAAGAACGAAAUAAUAAUGAUAAUAAUAAAACCUAUAAUAAUAAUAAUAACGAUAACUAUAAUAGGAAUAGAAACUUUAAUCAUUCAGGACAGUAUAGAGUCCAACAAAAUAACAGUUAUAAUAAUAACUAUAAUAAUAGGAAUCAAAAUGGAAAUUUUAAUCAUUCAGGACAGUAUAGAGUCCAACAAAGUAACUAUAAUAAUAUGUCGGGAAAUUUCAGAAGGUUUCAGCAACAGGUAGGAAACCCUAGGCCAAAUUUCAGCCAAAAUCGCUUGAAUCAACCUAGGCAAGACCAGCAGGAACCUAUGGAAAUAGACAAUAUAGAAGUAGAUAAUUAUCGAGUAGUAGGAAACUCUGAACCAAAUUUACAUCAGGAUAAUGGACAAGACCAAAGACAAAAUAAUUUUUUUCGGAAACAACCUCCGAUUGUUUACCUACCAUAACCAUUACGAUUAAUAAAAGGAAAUAUAAAGCUUUGAUUGAUACAGGCGCAAACUUAAGCCUGAUUGACAGUAAGGUAAAAGAUUUUGAACGAGUUUUACUAAAACAACCUAUAGAAUUUAGCACCAUAACUAGGAAGGACAUAAUUAAAUUUGAAGUUAUAACUGACGCACCUAUGGAAUUUAACUUACCAAAUUAUACAAAAUUAAGUGGAAAAUGCAAGAGUUAAAAGGAAGAAAGUACAAUUUUAUUAUAGGAGUUGAUUUACUAAACCAUUUUAACACGAUGAUAAAUUUAAUAGACGGACACAUAACAUUUAAUAACAAGAUUACAAAAUUUUUAAUUAAUCCAUAUAAGGAUUUGGAAAUAUGUUCAUUGGAAAAACUGGAAGUUGACUUGGACAGAAUUCAGUUGAAUCAUUUAAAUGCAGAGGAGCAUUUAGAAGUUACGAGAAUUUUAAGAAGAUUCGACAAAAUAUUUUUUAAAGAAGGGGACCAAUUGACAAGUACAAUGACAAUAAAACAUGAAAUAAGAACGACAACAAAUGAACAGAUAAAUUCCAAAUUAUACAGAUAUCCGCCACAACAUGAAGAAGAAGUACGACGACAGAUCAGGGAAAUGGAGGAACAGGGCAUAAUUAGGAAAAGUUGUUCAAGAUAUUCAAGCCCAUUAAUAGUAGUACCCAAGAAAAUAGAUAAUUCUGGAGAGCGUAAAUAUAGAUUAGUGGUAGAUUAUAGGAAGCUUAAUGAAGUGACGAUCGAUGAUAAAUAUCCACUACCGAACAUAGAUUCAAUUUUAGAUAAACUAGGACGAGCACAAUAUUUUACUACCUUGGAUCUAGCCAAGGGAUACCAUCAAAUUCUAAUAAGAGAACAGGACAGAGAGAAAACAGCUUUUGUGACACCUCACGGAUUAUAUGAAUUCAUAAGAAUGCCGUUUGGGUUAAAAAAUGCCCCAGCGACAUUCCAACGAUUAAUGAAUGAAACACUAAGAGAUUUCAUUAAUAAAACAUGUGUAGUUUAUCUGGACGAUAUACUUAUUUUUAGUACUUCUCUUAAGGAACACGUUAAAGCCAUAACGGACAUUUUCACGGUAUUGGAACGGGCAAAUUUAAAAAUACAAAUCGACAAAUGUAAUUUCAUGAAAAGAGAGACAGAAUUUUUGGGGCAUAUUCUGACAAAGGAAGGACUAAAACCAAACCCCAAUAAAAUUAAGGUUAUUCAAGAAUUAGAUUUACCUAAAACAGAAAAACAAAUCAAAAGUUUCCUGGGAUUAACGGGAUAUUAUAGAAAAUUUGUGAGAGAUUAUGCUAAAGUCGCACAGCCAAUAACAAAAUACUUAAAGAAAGGUGUAAAAAUAAAUUUAAGGGACCCUACAUACAUAGAAGCUUUUGAAAAAUUAAAAUCUUUAAUUAGCUCUCAUCCAAUUUUAAGAUACCCAAAUUAUGAAAGACAAUUUACA
Musca domestica (house fly) is the source of this 2990-nucleotide messenger RNA. RefSeq names its product GATA zinc finger domain-containing protein 4-like. The transcript has 2 exons. NCBI's taxonomy places the organism in Eukaryota, Metazoa, Arthropoda, Insecta, Diptera, Muscidae. Bases 182 to 1531 code for a protein of 449 amino acids. The record is from RefSeq and is a predicted model, not a curated record.